ACCAGAAUCAAACCUGGGACCCUUCAGUCCACAUGCCGACGCUCUACCCACUGAGCCAACCGGCUGGGGCUCCAGCACCAAUACUGAGUGUCUUCUCAGAGAGGAAACACCAUGUUUCUUAUCUGAUAUCUGGUCUGCUGGUCACCACUGGUCCCACUGAAGAGAUAAGCCCUGCCUCCUCCCAGGUCCCACCCCAAAGGAGGGCGGCUUCCCUUGGGCCAGUCUGGGCAGGAGGAUAAAGGGGCUCAGAGGGCCAAGGACAGAAGGCAGACAGACCGGGCAUGGUGAGGACGCUGCUCAAAGCCCCAUCCUCUCCCUUCCCAGGCUGUGUCCCCCCCCCCACAUCUCCUCACUGGCUCUCCUCCAUCCCCUCUCCCCCUGCAGAUGCUGUGGCUGCUGGUCCUGACUCUCCCCUGUCUGGGGGGCUCGUACCUGUGACCUCAGAUCCCAGCCCAGGGACUGAGCUGGUGGGCAUCGUGGGGGGGCAUGAUGCUGCUGUUGGGGCCUGGCCGUGGCAAGUGGGCCUUUGGUUCUGGAAUCAAACAAGUUCCCAAUGGAGUCUUUAUUGCGGGGGCUCCCUCAUCCACUCCCAGUGGGUGCUGACCGCUGCCCACUGCAUUCCAGGGACAAACCCAGUGACUCGGCACUUUAAGGUCCAACUAGGACAACUGAGACCCUCAUACAGUGACAGUGUGCAGGUGGCCAGGAUCAUCCGCCACCCCAAGUACAGGCUUGAAAAGGGAGUAUUCGGUGGGGCGGACGUGGCACUUCUCAAACUGGAGGCCCCCGUGCAACCAUCUAACCUCGUCAGUUGGAUCCGCCUCCCGCCAGCCUCCCUCUCAUUCCCCCCAGGCACAAGGUGCUGGGUGACUGGCUGGGGCGACAUUGCUUUUCACGGUAAGAAACAGAACCAGGAUGACACCGGGCGAUCUCCGCUGCCCCCGCCCUACCAGCUGCAGGAGAUGAUGGUUCCCAUUGUGGGGAACAGGGUCUGUAACCAGUGCUACCAGAACUCUUCCACCAACACUGGCCAGAUCAUCAAGGAUGACAUGCUGUGCGCUGGGAGUGAGGGCCAGGACUCCUGCCAGGGUGACUCUGAGGGCCCCUGGUGUGCAGCUGGGAAGGCACCUGGGUCCAGGUAG
Molecule: messenger RNA, 1142 nt
Organism: Myotis davidii
Lineage: Eukaryota; Metazoa; Chordata; Mammalia; Chiroptera; Vespertilionidae
Product: mastin
Exons: 5
Coding region: 282-1142 (286 amino acids)
Biological process (GO): proteolysis
Molecular function (GO): serine-type endopeptidase activity
Source: RefSeq, a predicted model, not a curated record